GCAGCCGGCUGUAGCCAAGAGUAGCGCACCCGAGCGCGGCCGAGGCAGGCGUCUCGGUUCGGUUCGGUUCGGGGAUGGAAGCGAAGCGAAGCGAAGCGAAGCUCGCAGUGCAGAUCAAAAAAAAAGAAUAAAAAGGGGGGAGGGGGGAGCAGCGAGAGAGAGAGAGAGAGAGAGAGAGAGAGAAACCUGAAGUGUAUGGCUGCAAGAUGCUAGCUAGUUAGCAUGCUAAGUGAUCAAAAUAGUCUCUUGUUAGCACCAGCGGCUAACGUGCGCAGUCGCCGGGUCUUCUUUUUGUUCUGACAGACAAUUUUCAUGCGAAUUGUUUCCAUCUUUCGCGCAGCUCGACACGAACGCGACUCUCGCGUGCCAGUCGUACUUUAUGCUCAGUUUUCUGGGGCGAGGAGAUCAAGCAGUUAACUGCGGCUAGCUGCUUGUUGCUAAUGCUAAUCCACGUUCAUCUUGUGGUGUAAUAUAAUAGUUAUAAAGUUAUUCUGAGCUUUUGAAGCUGUUACAACGAUGAGGAAAAACACACCCAGUCUGAGCCAACGUGCUCAGUGGUGAAAAUAAUCCCUUUACAUCUGAAAACCUAUUGGCAGCCACUUAAUACUUUCUAUUUACUGUUGGUGUUCUCAUUGGGCUGAGCUGUUCGGGGAAUUAACGGAGUCGUUCACUCCUGCCAAUGUUUUUUGGCUUUUGCUUUUGUGUAUUUACUGUGUAAUAGUCGUCCAGUGUGCCUAAUAAGAUCGUCAGAGUCAACGUAACCGGUCACUUCUGCUCGACAUGUCAUCGUUUCUACUUAAUGUCACCUUUUUGGAUAAAAUAACACGGUUCGACUCCAGCGAGCGGCUAAAUUGGUGAUUGACAAGUGACUGAGAUCAAAUGAAAUGUUUCCAUGUCCCACCGAAUCAAGUAUUCCAAAUCCUCAACUUGCUGUAUUGGACUUCUCCAAUGUCCUUAAUAAGCUCGUAACAGUUGAAUUAUUCAUAUUUCACCUCGUCUUAACACACGACACAACAUUUUGACAGAAGCGUUUGCUUAUUGUUGCUGUGUGGCAGUCUUAGUCGUAUUUGUUAAGAUUAUGGAAGAAAUAAAUCACCCCGAAACUUUUUUUUUUUUUUUUUUGAUGGACGAGUGACUCAGAUCAAGUUAGAUGUUUGAAUGACGUGCGGAAUGAAAUGUGUCAUUGCCUUUGACGGCAAUGUCGUUUCAAAAAAACGUCUCGUAAUUUUGUGGCAGGAAGUCACUGGGGCUAAGAACGCUACUUGUUAGCUAGCACACCUCACCCUCGGGCCUUCAUUUUGGUUGCCGUGUGACAGCCGCUGAAACCGACGCUUGUCCUCGUGAGCGUCUUCGCGGAUGGGCAGUUUUGCACUUCCUGUGCGUCCUUGCUCAUUUUGCCCUCUCCAAGGACGACACCGUGGGGCCCGGCGACGAGGAAAGUGGACAUUUUGCGCCCGUCUGCUUGCAGCGCGCGCGCCCAGCUACAUUUUCCCACUCGUCCUGUCCGGCGGGAUGCCGAGCGUGCUCGCCGCCGCUUUGGCAUUCCCAGCGCGUCGGUGUCGGGUUCACCGAUGCAAACUCGCCGCUGCUCUUUCGUUUGCGUGGAGCGAGUAACGCAAACGCAUCGUGGUCGUUCGGCAAGUUUAAAGAGCUCGGGAAUCGGGCUCAUUUAUUUAUUUUUGAUUCCACGGGUCAAAGGGCACAUCGUCACCCCGUUGGCGAGCUUCAACAAUUAAUGAGCAAAUUAACGGGCAUCAUUGAGAGAUUAUUAAAUUUAUUAAAAUAAUGGUUGGUUGUAGCGCUCGUGCAACUGCUGACACUAACCAGACAGCUGUUUACCAAAAGCACCGGCAGUGUUAACUGGGGGGGGGGACGGACGGACAAACGGACGCACCACACACACACACACACACACACACACACUAUUAUUACCGAUUGAUUGCGUGAUUCGCGGGACUUGAAGGUAAACUUGAAGGUUGCCCUCAUGAGCAGGAUUAUGCUCCGCCUUCAGAUUAAAGCGCCGCACACCAUCUGGCGGCUUCAAAGUCGGCCCCGCACGGACACUCAAGCGCUUUGCGGCAAAUACGUGUGGCCCGGGUCAAAAUGGCGGCAAUGUGGGUGAUCGUUGGGGGGGGGGGGGGGUGUAGUUUGCACACCCGUGAUGUGAAAAGCAGCCGUCUGCACUUGUUGGUCCCAAGCCAAGUUAUUUGUCAAUUAAUACGUGUCGGGCUGGGGGUUUUGUUUUGUUUCCUUUUUGUCCUGGCAGGCAAAGCGGGCGAGCCGGUCUUCUCUCCCGGUCACGGCGGCUGCCUGACUACGUCGCCCGUCACGCUGCCGCCCCUGCGCAACAACAACCUCAACCCGCUGACGGGUGGCGCCAAAGCGGCCAUGUCGGAGGGCGUGCAGCUGGCGUCUCAGUCUCAGGUACACAUCACGCAGCUGUUCGACGACAACGGAGUCAAGCGCCCGCAUCUGAGCGGGCAGCCCAACGGCCUGACGCCGCUCGCCCCCGUCCGGUCGGGCCCGCCUCUGCCGGAGCGCCACGCCGCGGCCGCCCCCGACCCGACGCACCACGGCCGCGCGGCCCACAAGUCGUCCGCCUCCACGCCGGAGCAGGCCAUGAAGCAGUUCAUGUCCAAGAUGUCCUCCUUCGAACACCACGAGGUGUUUAGCUACCCAGAGGGUGAGUCGUCGUCGGCAGAACGGUCAGCUCACCGCCACGUCUCUCACGCUCGAUGUCGUCUCCAUCUAGUUUAUUUUGUGGGGCCCAAUGCAAAGAAGAGGUCGGGGGUCCUUGGGGGGGCCAACAACUGCGGCUACGACGACGAGCAGGGUUCCUACAUCCAAGUACCGCACGACCAAAUCGCGUACCGGUACGAAGUCCUCAAGGUGAUCGGCAAGGGCAGCUUCGGGCAGGUGGUGAAGGCAUUCGACCACAAGAGCCAGACGCACGUGGCGCUGAAGAUGGUGCGCAACGAGAAGCGCUUCCACCGGCAGGCGGCCGAGGAGAUCCGAAUCCUGGAGCACCUGAGGAAGCAGGACAAGGACUCCGGCAUGAACGUCAUCCACAUGCUGGAGAACUUCACCUUCCGCAACCACAUCUGCAUGACCUUCGAGCUGCUCAGCAUGAACCUGUACGAGCUGAUCAAGAAGAACAAGUUCCAGGGCUUCAGUCUGCCGCUGGUGCGCAAGUUCGCGCACUCCAUCCUGCAGUGUCUGGACUCGCUGCACAAGAACCGCAUCAUCCACUGCGACCUGAAGCCGGAGAACAUCCUGCUCAAGCAGCAGGGACGCAGCGGGAUCAAGGUGAUCGACUUUGGCUCCAGCUGUUACGAACAUCAGAGAGUCUACACGUACAUUCAGUCCAGGUUCUACCGAGCGCCGGAAGUCAUCCUAGGUUCCAGGUACGGGAUGCCCAUCGACAUGUGGUCCCUGGGCUGCAUCCUGGCCGAGCUCCUGACGGGAUGCCCGCUGCUCCCCGGCGAGGACGAAGGCGACCAGCUGGCGUGCAUCAUCGAGCUCCUGGGGAUGCCCGGCCAGAAGCUCCUGGACGCCUCCAAGCGGGCCAAGAACUUCGUGUCGUCCAAAGGCUACCCGCGCUACUGCACCGUCGCCACGUUGGCCGACGGCACCGCCGCGCUCCACGGCGGCCGCUCGCGGCGCGGGAAGCUGCGAGGGCCGCCGUGCAGCAAGGACUGGAGCGCCGCCCUCAAGGGCUGCGACGACCCGCUCUUCCUGGACUUCAUCAAACAGUGUCUGGAAUGGGACCCCGCCGUCAGGAUGACGCCCAGCCAGGCGCUGCGCCACCCCUGGCUGAGGAGGCGACUCCCCAAACCGCCCACCGGGACCGCCGCGGACAAGACGGCCUCGUCCAAACGGGCGCCCCCCGCCGAGGGCGCCGUCACCUCCGUCUCCAAGCUCUCGGCCCCCUCGGCGAAAACCAGGACCAAUCUGCCGCCCGUCACGGACGCCAACGGGAACCUCCAAACCCGGACGGUCCUGCCCAAACUGGUAAGCUGAAAGUGAGCGCGCCCCCGCCCGAACCCAUCGCCAGCUCGCAGACGCGACGUCGCUUGGCUCGAAGCCGGCCGGGGUGCGUUCAGGUCCGACGGGAAAGGCCCUCGCUGCCGCCGCCGCGAAGUGGCGCGUUCGGGCGGGCUCCUCCGGCAGAGUCGCACAGACAAUCGACACGAUGGUGCUGACUGAGGGAACAAGGCUCUUUUCAUCUUUUCGCACAUCACGUUUCAACACUCAAAAGUUUCAAACCAUCCGAUCGACUCGUUUUUAUCCGGGAGAUGACGCUCGCUAAUUAGCUGUGCGCCCGCAGUAUGUAGCUCCCGGCACGCUCGUGCGCGUCGGGAAGCGUUAGCCACCAGCUACGAACGCCAUCGAGCGAUGAGCCAGCUAGCCGAGCAGACAAGUCUUACGUUGUGUGCGUUGCUCGGUUAGCGCCAUGCUAACAAACAAAAAAAAAAGACGCUUCUUUGCGUGCGACGCGCAUCAUGCGACGCCAACUGACUCUUUUCCGAGGUGAAUUCAGGUCGGACGCUCUCGCGCAAAACGCGCACAAUUGCCUCACUUUGCUAACACUGCCCGCCAACGGACGGGGGUUCAGG
Syngnathoides biaculeatus (alligator pipefish) is the source of this 4616-nucleotide messenger RNA. RefSeq names its product dual-specificity tyrosine-(Y)-phosphorylation regulated kinase 2 (gene dyrk2). The record is from RefSeq and is a predicted model, not a curated record. Gene Ontology annotation, biological process: peptidyl-serine phosphorylation; peptidyl-threonine phosphorylation. Gene Ontology annotation, cellular component: nucleus. Gene Ontology annotation, molecular function: protein serine/threonine/tyrosine kinase activity; ATP binding; protein serine/threonine kinase activity. Lineage: Eukaryota; Metazoa; Chordata; Actinopteri; Syngnathiformes; Syngnathidae. The transcript is spliced from 5 exons. The coding region runs from base 2104 to 4020 and encodes 638 amino acids.